AUUGCUUAUCAACUAGUCUUUCAUAUAUCUGUCAUUGUCACCUAUAUUCUACGAUUUUGCUACCAAAAUGGAAUACUUCAACGAUAAAAUUGAGAAAAAAGACGUCUUCAAGGACCUUACGACCUAUACAAACGACUACAAGAAAUAUAAAAACUACCAGCGAGAUCUAUAUCGAGGCCAGAAAUUCAAGUUGGAGAAGCCUAUAAGAUCUCAACCAAAACCUGCGUAUUCUGAUCACGAAUCAUUCGAUAGAUGGAAAGAUGAUGCUUACGUACCGUCAACAUUGUUCAUAGAACCAAAACCUAUAAUCAGGACCAGUCCACAAGACCGAUUUGUGAAAUUGGACCCUUCUGUAGUCGAGGAUCAUGGGAAAUUGGAGUCUAUCAAAACUAGACCAAGAGUAUAUAUGACGCCAGCUGUAAGUAUGGACGAUAUACCUGACCCAGAAAUGAGGAAGUUGCUGAUAAACAGAAUGUACACCACAGAAUGGAGAAAUGCAGUAAAAGAAGCGACAUUGACCUGGAAGAAGAUUAUUCCAGAAAUUAGUACCAUUGAAACAACUGAUACAGUUGCAUUGAAGGUAGAUCAGUAUCUCCCAAUAGGAGAACAGUACAGGGAUCGCGCCAAAGCAUGGGAUGACGAACAGAUGAGAGGUUACUCUGAUCCUACCAGGGACUUCUGGAUCCACAAGGACCCCCCUGUCGUAUGCGGCGCUUGUGUGGACCCCCUUAAAUUCAUCGUACCGGAAGAGCAAAAAGUCGUUAUCCGCGACCUGAUAGCUGAAGAAAAACUAAGACAGCCCCACGAUUUGGUAUGUCCGACUCACACAGGAUAUAGACCAAUGCUGUCAGCUGGUGUUUCACUUGGAAAAAAACCGAUCACUCCAGAUCAUCCAAUGAUGACCACUAAUCAAGUAGUUACUUUCCACCAUGAAGAAGAACUAAGAAAUAAACGAAAUUCGAAAUGA
Messenger RNA from Acanthoscelides obtectus, 967 nucleotides. The record is from the annotation of a GenBank genome assembly. NCBI's taxonomy places the organism in Eukaryota, Metazoa, Arthropoda, Insecta, Coleoptera, Chrysomelidae.